Messenger RNA from Solenopsis invicta (red fire ant), 3593 nucleotides. Its product is annotated as agrin. The coding region runs from base 439 to 1926 and encodes 495 amino acids. The transcript has 9 exons. NCBI's taxonomy places the organism in Eukaryota, Metazoa, Arthropoda, Insecta, Hymenoptera, Formicidae. The record is from RefSeq and is a predicted model, not a curated record. Gene Ontology annotation, molecular function: protein binding.
UCCUUUUGACGGUCGCCGUCGACGAUGAUGGUAAUGGUAAAUGGCCCAUGGAGAGGCUCUCUAUUCCGCGCCUCCACUGGAAACGGGAGCACGCCACGUGAAAGUAGGAAGGGGAGGCUAUAGCCGGACCGACGUCGCUUCGUGCGCCUCAGUCGUUCGUGGACCUCGAAGGACGAUAGAGGUCGAAGAGGGCACUUCCUCCUCUCCUGGCCUCGUGGCAAUCCUUCGGCACGCUCUUCCUCGAGCUUCCUCGAGCUUCCACUCGGUCUCCUUGUACCUCUUCUUUCAUCACCGCUCAACUGCCGCAAGACCUCAGUGACGAGGGUUCCGGCGAUAGGAUAAUCGUUCGCCAGAGCGAUUCCAGGAGGAAUUCGUCGGCCGUGCGAAGAUAUCGUUUUGUGAAGUCACACCGGCAACAUCGGUGACAAUAUCGGAAGAAUGCGUCGGCAGCUUUCGCUCGUCCUCGGGAUCGUCCUCCUGGGCUGUCUUCAAGAUUACGUGUCCGGUGCAUGUCCCAGGAUAUGUCCGCCGAGUGGGGAGCCCGUUUGCGGCAGCGACGGUGUCAUAUACGCGUCGCAGUGUGAAAUGCGGAAGAAGAUGUGCGGAAAGGGCGUUACCGUGGCCACGGAGAAGACGGCUUGCCUGAGGUCAUCCGGUAGCAAGUGCGAGCAUCGCUGUCCGGGCGAUCAGGAUCCGGUAUGCGGCACCGAUGGGCGUACCUAUCUGAACAAGUGCAUGCUCAGGGUGGAGAUCUGCCGGGUCGGCAUCGAGCUGUCUCAUCUCGGGCCCUGCAACAAUAUUUCGGCCCACAGGGAGAACUGUCCGGUCUCGUGCGAUUACGCGCCGCUCGACGGACCGGUUUGCGGAAGCGACGGAAACGUCUACAAGUCCACGUGUCAGAUGAAGCUGCUCACUUGCGGCCAAGGCGUCGUGCGUACGAAUAAGAAGCACUGCCAGACCACAAGACAUUGUCGUGAAUCGUGCUGGCGUGGUGCUAAGCCUGCCUGCGGUAGCGACGGCAUUUUGUACUCGAACACCUGCAAAAUGCGGGCGAAGAAUUGCGGCAAGCACGUCUUCGAAGUGCCGAUGUCGUUCUGCGUAUCUCGGGAACGGACAUCCGGAAGCAACGCGUGUCCUUUAGACUGCAAAAACGAGCCGGAAGUAUCGAUUUGCGGAUCGGACGGAAACAUAUACAGAAACGAGUGCGAGAUGCAAAUGCUAAACUGCGGGCAUGCCAGAAGAAAGGUAACGGUAGUAGACUUUGAGAAGUGCAGAUCCCGGCUAACAAAAUGCAUGAAGCAGCAGCAGAGGUGCGGAAGCGAAGUGGAUCCGGUUUGCGGUAGCGACGCGAAUACCUAUCCAAAUCAGUGCCAUUUGAACGUAGCGGUUUGCCUAAAGGGCAUCCAAACGGCUCAUGUUGGCGAGUGCACGACCUUGAAAGAGAUCGAACACUGCCCCGAAGACUGCGCCGAAGUACCCGAGGAACCAGUUUGUGGAAGCGACGGCAACGUUUAUCGGUCCCUCUGCCAUCUGCAACGAGAGACCUGCGGCCAGAGGGUGGUUCAAGUUCCGGCACAGCAUUGUCGUACCACCGCGCUAUGCAACCAGAUUUGCAGUGGGGAACGUCAGUUUGUUUGCGGUUCCGAUAACAAGCUUUAUCGCAACGAGUGCGAGAUGAAGAGGGACAAUUGCGGGAAACACGUGUACGUGGUGCCUAUGAAGAGGUGUGUCCAGGGCUUCCUGUUUCGCGGCUGCCAGAAGAUCUGUCCACCUUAUUACGACCCGGUUUGCGGCACCGACGGCAUGACGUACAGCAACGAAUGCUUCCUGGAGAUCGAGAACUGCCGCAGCAGAAGUCUCGUCACGAAAAAGUAUCACGGAGUGUGUGGGCAGCCGACGGAGGAGCCGAAAAAUUAUCUCUAUUAAGCUCGACUGAGCUGGCACAGUGAUACGAGAGAGAGAGAGAGAGAGAGAGAGAGAGAGAGAGAAAGAGAGAGAGAAUAAAAAAAAUCGAUCGACAAGAUUAAUUUGGCUUACAUCUCCCAAGUUUUGAGAAGCGACAAUUACCAUACAUUGAUUCGUCAUGUAUCACGUCAUGUAUCGAGUCGUGUAGUAUUUAAGUUUCGCUCGGCUCGCAUUAACCACCUGCAAAUUCGAUGAAUUUCAAUCGAUCGAGUACUCGGGCUGUACGAGCGUAACGUUCGCGACUCUAGACUGAUAAGCGCGUGAUGAAGAACCGUUCACGUGAAUUUCGGAUACUCGAUCGUCCCCUUCCCCCUCACCCCCUGCCCCUGACGAUCCAAAACGCGCGCCGAAUUUUCACGGGGAAAAAACGCGCUCGAGGGAAACGAGCAUCUUGCCAGUUGCAGUCCGGAUUGUUAUCGUAUUGUUACUGCUAUUUCUACGAUAAUAGUACCGCGAUUGCCGAUCCCUUCUCGGACAGCCGCGCAUCAGCAAACUCUCAUCCGCAAACAGCGAAAUUAUGGUUCGCAAGCAAACCGUUAUUGUACAUGGCAGGACGAAUAUCGUCCAAAUUAUUUUAAGAAACUGUCUUUUUUUUCUUCUCUUUUUUUUUUUAAUCGGGAAAGGGUCGCCAGUCGCGCAUCGAUGUAGUCCUUUCUUCGCACUUGACGAUAUAGACUCAUUAUUAUUUAUUAUAGCAUUAAUCAUUGCAUACGAUGCGAUUCCAUCUCUUUUUUUUUUAUAGACACGCUCGUCGUUUCGAUUAUGACUAUUAAUGUGUCGACGUGGCGUUGUCAGAGCGUAUUCACGUUGGGUUGGAAGGAAUGUAAUAUCUUUUAUCUUAAAAAUAACUACUUUUUAUCUUAAAAAUAAAGCUUUCUUCAUAUUUUAAAACGGCUUUAAACAGUGAUGUAAUGAUCGCUGUUUUCUGUACAAUCUUUGCCAUCUUUCGGGCAACUGCAUAAUACUUCGCGCGUAGAACUCGGGCAUUUUCUCAGUGAAUAAAAAUGGUUAAAAAUUAUUUUUGCAGCUCUCUAGAAUGUUGCAAUAUUGCAAUAUUUUUUUUCCGGUAGUUUAAAGAAACAUGAGACUUAGUGCUGUCCUGAUGGAAUAAAACACUUUUUCUAAUCACCAGUUCUACAUUCGAUUUCUACACACUCAAUAAUGCUUAGAGAUUACAGCUGUCACAAUUACGUCGUCUGAAUUAAAGUUUUCUUCUAAUAAAACACAUUAAAGUCAUCUAGAAAAAAUAUGACAUUACUUUCCUUCCAACCCAAUAUUUAAGGGAAUAUUGUGCUAUUACAUCUCCCUCCCGACAUGUGAUGUGUAUUCGUAUAUUAUUAUAAUUAUUAUCAUUGCAGUUUUAAUUUAUUAUCGAGUAUGCGAGAAUUCCUUUUUUGUAUCGACACUAACACUGUAUACGCUUCCAAUGUCAAUAAUAAAUCAUAUAUGUAUAUUUUAAGAUAUAAAAGCUGCGUAAAUUAUACGCGUAAUAAUUAAUCGUAUCGAAAAUGACGUGUUAUUUAUUUAUAUUUACUUCUAUUAAGAUUGAGAAAUCUAACUUUGGAGCGCAAUUAUGACACUUUAAUGAUAUACAUGUGUAUCAAGGAUUAAUACAUACAAUGAUAUAA